AUGGACAAGCCCGUCCUCAUCAUCGGCGCCGGCGUUGUUGGCUUGUCGCUGGCGCACGGCCUCAAAAAGCAUGGAAUCCCGUUUGAAAUCUACGAACGCGACGAGCACAUUGACGCGCGCCCGCACGGCUGGGCCAUCACCCUCCACUGGGCGCUGCCCUUCCUGGAGGAGCUCCUCGACCCGGACACCAUGCGCGGCCUCAACGGCGUCCAGGUCGACCCCAGCGUCGGCCGCAACGACACGGGCAACUUCGUCUUCCUCAACCUCGAGACCCUCGAGCCCAAGUUCCACAUCCCGCCCAACCGCCGCCGCCGCGUGAACCGCGAGAAGCUGCGCAAGUUGCUGCUGCAGGGCGUCGCCGAGCACGUCCGCUGGGGCAAGCGCCUCGACGCCAUCGACGUCGCCGCCUCCGACAACGGCGGCGUCCGCGCCUCCUUCUCGGACGGCACAUCGGCGGACGGCAGCAUCCUCGUCGGCAUCGAGGGCUCCGGCUCGCGCACGCGCAAGUUCCUGCUCCCCGACGCCUACCGCAACUACCAGCUGCCCGCGCGACUGCUCGGCGCCACGCUCACGCUGUCCGCCGCCGACGCCGAGCCGCUGCUGCGCAUCGACCCGCUGCUCUUCCAGGGCUGCCACCCGACCACCGGCAACUACCUGUGGAUCUCGCUGCUCGACAGCCCCGAGAUCAACGGCACGCUCGGCGGCGGGCCGGACCGCGAGACGUACAGCUUCCAGGUGAUCCAGUCGCGGCUCGCGCGCACGCCCGCCGACGAGCUCGUCCCCGCCGCCGACGCCGAGCGCGUCGCCAUCAUGAAGCGCCGCGCGGCCGAGUUCCACCCGACCUUGCGCGACGUCGUCCACCGCUUGCCGGAGGACGCCGAGGUCAUGGAGAUCUUGCUGCAGGACUGGCCGUGCCAGCCGUGGGACAGCCACGGUGGCCGCGUCACGCUGGCGGGCGACGCCGCGCAUGCCAUGACCAUGUACCGCGGCGAGGCGGCCAACCACGGCCUGCUCGACGCGCGCAACUUGUGCCGCGCGCUGGCGGAGGUGGCCGCGGGCACGGCGUCGUUGAAGGCCGCGAUCGACGGGUACGAGGCAGAGAUGGUGGAGCGCACGAACCCGGCUGCUCUGCUGAGCAGACAGGCGUGCCUCGACGCCCACGACUUUCACUGCCUCAACGAGAACUCGCCGGUGCUCAAGCGACGAGCCAUCAAGCAAUAG
Messenger RNA from Cordyceps fumosorosea ARSEF 2679, 1221 nucleotides. RefSeq names its product FAD dependent oxidoreductase. The record is from RefSeq and is a predicted model, not a curated record. The transcript is spliced from 3 exons. Gene Ontology annotation, molecular function: FAD binding. Bases 1 to 1221 code for a protein of 406 amino acids. NCBI's taxonomy places the organism in Eukaryota, Fungi, Ascomycota, Sordariomycetes, Hypocreales, Cordycipitaceae.